AUGAUUCCAGGGGUCCCCUGGAUUGCGUCGGCCGUCGAGAGCUGUCUGUCCUUCUAUCUGGGCUUGGCCGAGCAGACCCUGGUCCAGGUGUCGGACGAUGGCUGUAGCCUUCAGUUCACCCCCCAGGGCCUCCCACACCCCACCCUCGCGGUUAUUGAUCAAUGGGGACCCAGCCGGGCAACAUUGAUGGAUGCACAGAAUCAGAUUGAUGCCACCUUCUCGCAAGCUGCCGUCGACCUCGCCCUGCCCGACGUCCCCAUCCGGCAGAUGCAGGACGCUACAAAACACCUCAUAGAAUUGUCGGACUUCACUAUUGUCUUUGUGUACUCGGCAGCUAUCCCCGAGGUUUACUUGCGUGUCAAUCGCUUCGAUGUGCACUGGUCUGAAGGGGACAUCAAGUUUGUGCCUACAAAAAAGCUGCGGAACACCAGCUCCGUCAAACCUCUACUGGCAACGGCCUACCGCAAAUGCCGACAGGCACUGAAGGAAGCACGUUCAGACCAGAGUCCAACAACCAAAUCUAUCAGCUCCCAAUAUGACCAAACUCCCCGUCCCGGUCUUCACCGAGAUAGUUCACCCAUCGGCGGGUCGCAGCAGCUCCAGUCCCAAAUGCCAGCUCUUCAUAACUGGCAUGCUUUGCAGAACACGACCAAUACUGGGAGUCCUUCUUUGAAUGGAUCAACCGACCUUUUGCGUCAUCUGGAAUCAGACCCCAGCAAAUCCUCUCGGAAUACUCCUCAACCACGUAGCCCUGAGCGAACCUCCGCAGCACAAGACUCACAUGAUGCUAACUCUGUGGCGAACAUCUGCUUGAACGGGGAUUCGGGCAUUCAACCCUCCCAGAAUAUUGAACUCAGCGCAUCCCAAAGGCGGCAAAGCCGAACACCUGAGGUCCUACAAUCCCGCGAGGGCUCCAGCAAUCCCGAUCCCCAAGACCUCGCCAAGCAAGUCGAAGAUUCAAUUCGAUCUGAAACCCAGGCAGUUAAUAAUCAAUCUACGCAACCGCAAAACCCUCAGGAUAUACAGACGGAUGAAAACGAGCGUCUAUCAAAGAAACGUCCCCGUGAAAGCACCGAUGAAUCUUUUCCUUCGCCCCAGACAGAUGGUUUGGGAUCGAACGGACCAAAUGGCGCCUCACCUUGCAGGAAGAGGCAGUGUGUUGAAUCGGAGAAAGAUAGCACGACACCUACAACAGAAACCGAGAAUGUCCAAGAAGGGAGAACGUCGGCGCCACCUCAUAAAACUCAGCCUGUUACAAUAACAGAUGAUCUUACUCCCCCCCCGAAACUGUCCUCGAUCAACCCUUGGGAAGGAUUCAUAAGGAUAUCUGACCACGACAUCACAAUUCCCAAGGACCAAGCAGCUUUCUUCGACGAAAACGAAAAACUGUGCUUUAUUCCGCCCAAGACGGGUGAGCCGACGCCCCAAGGACAUGUGCCACCAGCUCUGUUACAAGAGUGGAACGACAUCGCCAGACGAAGGCAUGAGGCAUUGGCACAGAAAGAACGGGAGAAAACUCCUCCAUUGACCACUCAAGAGUCCGCUCUUUCUGGCUCUGAGUCAGAGGCUGAAUCUGACACUAGUGAAGCUUUGUCAUGGCCAGAAAGCCCGCCUCUGUCUCGUCAUAUCAACCUCAUACCGCCAGAAAGCAGCCCUAUUAAGCAACCAAGUCUUUCCAGACGUCCUGCUGUUAGUGGUGAUGAGCAUGAUAGUUGUCUAUCCCAGCCAGCAGGCGACAAUAGCCUGGAUAUGGCGAAUGCUUGUCAAGACGCAUCUCAGCAGGAAUUGACCAAUACUGCAAUGUCCAAUGCACCAGAAGCAUCCACAUACCGGGAUCUAGAAGAGACAACUGCCAAUCCUCAAGAGCCGGAGACUCUGGAGCAAUCGGCUGGGCCGGCACGUUUGAAAUCGCCUGGCGCGUACAUGGAGGACGAAAUCCAGGGCCAGCUGGCGCAUGAAAGUCAAAAGUCGCCCAAAGAGGAAAUCCCGUCACCAGUUCCCGUUCAGACGCCUGAAAAUAGCUCAGAUGACGAAUCUGUUAUGGACACGUCUUUUCCACAAGCCCUUGAUUCAAGCUUGCACACGCAGCCAUUUGACAGCCAGAGGGAGGAGGACCUUCCUAGCUCGGGUCCUUCCCUUUCAGGCGUCACUGCCAGGGAGCACGUUCAGGUUGCACAGACCCCCGCUGCAGAAAACACCCGUUUGUGUCGCGACAAAUUGCAGAUUGAACAUCCGCCUUCUGACUCGCAACAACCAUCCCCCCAAAACAAAACUUCCUCUCAGUCACGAAUCUUCAAUACUUAUCGUUCCCACGGUAGCCAUGGCAUGAGCGACACAUCUUACGAAACAUCAGAUCCGUCCUUGCGACAAUCGGGAGAUGAGCCGCUCCAGGCGGAUGCAAUGGGAACCCAGACUCUGAAAAGCAGCGGAGACUCACUGUCCCAAAAUACUUCUCUUCCUUCGUAUCCAUCGCAGACAGGAGUCGUCCUCGACCCAUCUGAUCCAGCGCAUCGGCAUCAAACCCCAAGACUGGCGGGACCAGAAGUUCAACCUGCGUUGAUUUCAUCCUCAAUUCCUGGUGCAUCACAAACGUCUCGAUUCUCUCAGCAAACGCAACACUCUUUGCUAAUGGUCUCAUCCUUGGACACGCACAUGAUGUCCUCGCAGGUCUCGCCGCUGAAACAAGUCACAUCCAUCGCUCGAGUUCAAGAACAAUCUCCGUCCACCGGUAGUCGCAGCUCAACCCGUGGAAAUGCAGACUUCAGUCGAGUACCGUCUGGUACUCCAAACUUGGGUGUGGUUUCUCGACGUGAAUACUUCGUCAGCAAUCCCAACAGAUAUUUUGAUGAGGCACGGAAUGUUUACGAGAAGUUCCGAGAUGAUUACCCAUGUUAUUCGGGAGACUUCACUCAUUUUUCAGACUUAUGCGCGAAGCUGCAAGCCUUUCGAAGCAACGGUCUUCACCUGCAACGGUCGUAUCUCUGGGACGACUUUAUCAUUGGGCAUCUCGAGGCCUACCCGCACUACAUCGAGGAGUGCUUGUCCCAGGGCUCAACAAUAUUCACUUACGAAGAUUUUUUCAAAGAUCGUUUCUCUACGCCUCGAUACAAGAAACGGAGCUUACAACCCCGUGGCAUUGAAGUAUGUGCCGCACAAUCCGGCAGCAUCACCGAAGCCGCCGACAACCUGACCCAAACAGAGCCAGCGCGUCAAAGUGAAGCCAUAGCGACCUCCUUUACCGGCAGUCUCGUGAACAAACUCUUAAAUUUCCAUGCCCAUUCCCCAUUCGAGGUUGCUCUUGACAAUGACCUGCCGGAUAAUGCCUUUUCAGCCGCUUUUCCUGCCGCGCGUUCAUCUCGUACCUCGUCCAUUAAAAGUUCCUCAAGUUCGGUCAUCAUCAAACAAGAGGGCUCCUCAUCCAGUGAUGACGACCAAAGCCGGAUGACAUCAUCACCUUGCUUCCUGGAUUAUGAAGACAUAAAGCCAGAUCCUGAUCCUGCCUUUCUUGACGAGUUCCUUCAAAGCAACGCUCGUGACGGGGCUGGUCUGGGUGGUGAUCUCCUUGUUGACCAGGGUGUCGACGUGCCCGAAGUCGAGCAACCUGAUAAUGACAAUGAUGUCGACAUGCGCGCUGCAGAAAACACCGAAUUUGCCGCCGAUGCUGAAGAAGAAGAUUAUGAUGACGAUGAUCAACGCCACGAAACAGCCAGCAUCGAACUCGGUGAUGACACCGAUCUUACCGUGCACCUCUCGCGCGCCGAGUCCAGGCUCCUCUACGAUACGGAGGUAGCCGAUGCCGACGAAGAAGACGAAGGCGAGGACAGCGAGCCUGAGAAUUGGUUUCAUUCUCUGCGGCACUUACGGUCCCCCGGACCCAGGUGGUCUGACGAUCCAUUUACACCGUUCAAAGUGUGGGCUCGAGCCGAUCAAAAUGUACUCGUUGAACGACGCCGUCGCGGCGGUGCGAAGAUUCUUGUUGAUGGGAGUGGGGUCAUUCAGCGACCUACUUUAUCGUUGAAUCGUUGA
This is a messenger RNA of Penicillium lagena, 4026 nucleotides long. RefSeq lists its product as uncharacterized. The record is from RefSeq and is a predicted model, not a curated record. The transcript is spliced from 2 exons. Bases 1 to 4026 code for a protein of 1341 amino acids. NCBI's taxonomy places the organism in Eukaryota, Fungi, Ascomycota, Eurotiomycetes, Eurotiales, Aspergillaceae.